ACCCAAAAGCCAGCAAAAGGAAAAAAAAAAAAAAAAGGAAACAAGUUGCAGAGUCAUUUCUGCUCUCUCUUUCUCUCAAAACCCCAGAUUUAUUCCUGGCAUUGCUCAAUGCAAGCACAUUGGGAGUGCCCUAUAUCUUAGAAUUUCAUUUUCUUCAGAUCUGGACGUUAAAGAUUUGAUCUUGAUUGAUUGAUUUGUGUUAAAAUGGGAGUGAAGCCAAGUUCUAGAGGGUGCUUUGGGUGGUUUAUCGUGGCAGUAAUAUUGGCAUUGAUUAUUGGUGCCAUUGUUUAUACAGUUAAGAAGAAAAGUGAGAAGUCUGAAGGGCCUGCACCUAUUCCAGGGCCUCCUGGCGCUCCUGAUAAGAAAUAUGCUGAUGCUCUCAAGAUUGCUACGCAAUUUUUUGACAUUCAAAAAUCUGGGAAGUUGGUAGACAACAAGAUCAGUUGGAGAGGGGAUUCAGCUCUUAGAGAUGGAAGUCAAGCAAAAUUAGAUCUUUCAAAAGGCAUGUAUGAUGCUGGGGAUCAUAUGAAGUUUGGUUUGCCAAUGGCUUUUACUGCUACAGUAUUGUCAUGGACCAUCCUUGAGUAUGGAGAUCAGAUGGAUGUAGUAAAUCAGUUGGAACCGGCGAAGGAUUCGCUCAAGUGGAUCACUGACUACCUUAUCAAUGCGCAUCCUGAAGCGAAUGUGCUCUACAUUCAAGUUGGUGACCCUGAUACUGAUCAUGGUUGUUGGGACAGACCUGAAGACAUGACCGAGAAAAGGCCACUUACUCAGGUUAAUACAUCUUUUCCAGGGACAGAUGUUGCAGCUGAAACUGCAGCAGCUAUGGCUUCAGCAUCUUUGGUGUUUAAAUCCGACUCCACAUAUUCGAGCGCACUUCUUAGGCAUGCUAAAGAGUUGUUUACGUUUGCCGACAAAUAUAGAGGUUUAUAUAGUGAAAGUAUCCCUGAAGUUGCCACAUAUUACAACUCAACAGGAUAUGGAGAUGAGCUCUUGUGGGCAGCUUGUUGGCUCUAUCAUGCAACGGGAGAUAAAUCAUAUCUUCAAUACGUGACUGGGCAAAAUGGUAAACUCUUUGCUCAAUGGGGAAGUCCGACAUGGUUCAGUUGGGAUAACAAACUUGCGGGAGCGCAGGUUUUGUUGUCCAGACUAACUUUCCUUGGCAACAAAGACACCUCAAACUCAGGCCUUCAAAUGUAUAAGAAAACGGCUGAGGCAGUUAUGUGUGGUCUCAUCCCAGAUUCUCCAACAGCCACAAAGAGCAGAACAGAUGGUGGUCUUAUAUGGGUCAGUGAAUGGAAUGCUUUGCAGCAUCCCGUUGCUUCUGCAUUUUUAGCUGUUCUUUACAGCGAUUACAUGCUUAGUUCAGGAACUGCAAAGAUAUCCUGCAAUGGAGAUUCAUAUAAACCUUCAGAUCUUCGGAAAUUUGCGAAAUCUCAGGCUGAUUAUGUCUUGGGAAAUAAUCCUAUGAAAAUGAGCUAUCUUGUCGGUUAUGGUGAGAAAUAUCCACAAUAUGUGCAUCAUAGGGGAGCUUCAAUUCCAACUGAUGCAACAACUGGUUGCAAGGAUGGCUGGACAUGGCUUAAAAGUAAGGAACCGAAUCCCAACGAAGCAACUGGAGCACUUGUUGGUGGUCCCUUCUUAAAUGAAACAUUUGUCAGUAAUGAUCGCAACAACUCAAUGCAGGCGGAACCAAGCACAUAUAACAGUGCUCUAAUUGUUGGCCUGCUGUCAGGUCUUGUCACCACUUCUUCUGUGGUUCAAUCUUUCACCUGAAUCAAUCCUAGUAUAUAAUUAGGUACACACUGUUUGUGUCAUAUUAGCCGUGAUUGUGAGCUGUUCAACACAAAAUAAGUGUCCAUUAAUUUGUUUCAUUAUCAUAGAAUGAGGUUUGAGAUCAGGUUCUAGGGCUUGGAGCUCGUUUUCCUUGUUGAGGGAGUGCCUUGAAUAUAAAUGUUAUUCUUGCAGUUGUUUUCUGCCAAUUUUGUUGGAAUCAUAUGGUAUUCUGCUUUUAUGCUGUA
Molecule: messenger RNA, 2021 nt
Organism: Populus euphratica (Euphrates poplar)
Lineage: Eukaryota; Viridiplantae; Streptophyta; Magnoliopsida; Malpighiales; Salicaceae
Gene: GH9B7
Product: glycosyl hydrolase 9B7
Exons: 6
Coding region: 205-1776 (523 amino acids)
Biological process (GO): carbohydrate metabolic process
Molecular function (GO): hydrolase activity, hydrolyzing O-glycosyl compounds
Source: RefSeq, a predicted model, not a curated record